UGACUUCCCAAGGGGGGUGUAUCUUACCCCAAAAUCGUCUGAACUGCUGUGUAGCCGUCAGACUCAACAGCAGCCCCACGUGACCCUUUCUCCUUUCCCCAUUUCACAGCGUUCCAAGCCUUAGCAUAUCACUAGCGUUUCUAGAUUCAAGGGAGACUGUGCCUUCACCGUGUGAGCAAAACUGCCGAGCAGCACCCCAUUCUCGUCCCUGCACACCCUUGCUACUGAUCCGUCGUUAGUUCCUGGUGUGAAGGCUCCGUCGACGUUAAUUUUCACCCAUCUUGGCUCCGGCGGUCUCCGUCUUACAGGAACUUCGGUAGCUUUGCUGAUGUUUUGCUGCUGUGAUGAAGCUGGAUCUUUGAAUUUUUGUUUUGACGAGAGCAAAUCAGCCACCACGCCCUGCGGAUCUGGCAUCCUUGCUUGGAAAACUGCUGCAUUCCUCUGUUUUCAGAUGAGCCAGAGAGCCUCGGCUACUAUUUCGGGUUUGAGAGCUUGAGGAAGGUGGCUUUUAUACUCCAUAAAUCAGCGGUCUAUACUCGUUAGUCAAACAACCAAGAACCAAUUUCCUCCACCGUUUUAGCCUAUUCCCUCCCUCGGAAUGAUAUGGCAGAAUCACUCCUUUCCGGCAUCGCGAAAGGGGUGCUUGGGAAGAUUGCCUCCCUGGCUGUCCAAGAAGUUGUCGCGAUUUAUGGUUUUGAGAACCAGCUUAGCGAGCUUAACGAGACGGUGACUUCCAUCAAGGCAGUCUUGUUAGAUGCGGAAGAGCAGCAGGCGAAGAACCACCGUCUGCAACUGUGGUUAGAUCGGCUUCAAGAUGUAUUGUAUGAUGUGGAGGACGUGCUUGAUGAAUUCGAGUGUGAAGCCUAAAGGAAGCAGGUGAUAAGUCGUUACGGGGGCAUCAAAGAGAAGGUACGCCGCUUCUUUUCCGUCUCUAAUCCACUAAUAUUCCGUGCAAAACUCAGUGGUAAGAUCAAGGAGACACGGGAGAGAUUAUCCAUAAUUUCCGUUGAGAAAGAUCAAUUCGAUCUUAAUGCACAGAGUGCUAACAAUGAUGCAGCACAUACUCGAUCACGAGUGAUGACUCACUCGUACGUAAACAAGUUGGAAGUUGUUGGAAGAGAUAUUGAUAAAGAAAAGAUUAUCAAGAUGUUGAUGCAUCCAGUAGAUAAUAAAAAUAUCUCGGUGAUUCCCAUUGUUGGAAUAGGAGGUUUGGGCAAGACAACAUUAGCGAAAUUGGUUUACAAUGAUGACAGUGUGAAAGAGCAAUUCAAGUUGAGAAUAUGGGUUUGUGUACCUGAGGACUUUGAUUUAAGCAAAAUUAUCGAAGGAAUCAUCAAAGAUGCAACCCAUCAAAGCUUGGGUAACUUCGAUAUUCAGCAAUUGCAAAUGCUUUUGCAAGAAACCAUUGAAGACAAGAAAUAUCUACUUGUCUUGGAUGACGUAUGGAGCAAUGACCGCAAUAGAUGGAAUGAAUUGAGAAAUUUGCUAAGCCAAGGAGCUAGUGGAAGUAAGAUAAUUGUGACAACACGAAAUUCUGAAGUCGCUUUUAUGAUGGGAACCCAUCCAACACAUAAUCUGAAAGGUCUUUCUCAUGAAGACUCAAUGGUUUUGUUCAAAAAAUGUGCAUUUGAUGAGAAGGAAAGGGAGCCUUGUCCUAAACUCCUUGAGAUUGGAAAUCAUAUUCUUGAAAGAUCACAUGGAGUGCCUCUCCUUGUGAAUACUCUGGGGUGCCUACUUUACACAAAGCAUGAAGAACAGUAUUGGGCACAUAUAAGAGAUAGUGAAACAUGGAAUUUAGCAAAAGUAGAAAAGGACAUUGUGCCAAUACUUAAGCUUAGCUAUGAUUAUUUACCAUCCAACGUAAAACGUUGUUUCGCCGCACUGUCACUCUUUACAAAGGAAGAUAAAUUUAAUAGCACUCAGUUCGCUCGUUGUUGGAUGGCUUUAGGACUCAUUAGUUCAACAAGGGAAAAAGAAGCAUUAGAAGACGUAAUUGUUGAGUAUAUCAAAGAGUUGUGGAAGAGAUCUUUGAUCCAAGAAGUUAUGCAAUAUGGAUCAAUUUUAACUUUUGAAAUGCACGAUCUGGUUUAUUAUCUUGCAUCGAUUGUGGCAAAAAAUGAUUAUUCUAUGGUUGGCUUAGAUACUGCAGAGAUUUCAAAAGGAGUACGACAUGUUUCAUUCCCUAGCAUUCCGUCCGAGGGAAUCUCGAAUUCUGAUGGAGUACCCCUUUUCUAAGAAAGCGAACUUCAAAGAGGUUGCGUGCAAUUACAUUUCAAUGCGGAGUUGAUGAAAUUAUUACUAGAGAGUUCGUUAGAACGUGCCUCUCCAAGUUUAAGCAGUUACGGAUGCUAAAAUUGCCAAAUGGUAGUUUUGAGGAGCUGCCAAGUUCCAUUGGCAACUUGAAGUAAUUGAGAUCAUUAUAUCUAGAUGGUAACAAGCGAUUGAAAAAGCUUCCAGAUUCCAUUUGUGAUCUGCAAAGUUUACUAAUUUAUCCCUUCAACAGUGCUCAAAGCUAGGUAAUUUACCCAAAAAUAUGAAUAGGCUUAUUAGUCUUAGAUGUCUAUUUGUAACAACAAAGCAAAAGAGUACAAGAAAGUGGUAUACAAUACCUAGAAAAUCUGCGCCUUUUGGAAAUUUGCGACUGCGAAAAUCUCCAAAUUUUAUUUGAAGGCACUUGCCAGUUGACUCACCUUGAGCACUUAGAGAUUAGCAAUUGUGGGAGACCAAUUUCUGUGCAUUUUGAGAAAUUAAUCGCCCUUCAUACCUUGCUGAUUGAAGAUUGCAAGCUCACGUUGACCCAAGAGAAUAAGUCCAACUUUCCAUUAAAUCUUAAAAUUUUGGAUAUAAGAAAUUUGGAACAAGUGAUGGAGUUGCUCCAAUGUCUCGUUGGAUCUUGCACUUUGGAACACUUAUGCAUUGAUGAUUGCCCAAACUUCACAGCUGUACCUGAAUGGCUACCAAAUCAUACACAUCUCAAACGUAUUCAGUUCUUCGAUUGUUCCGACUUGUCAUUUUUGCCCCAAGGAGUCCGAUCACUCACCGCCCUCAAAGAAUUGCAUGUCGCGGAUUGUGGUGAACUGAGCAAGAGAUGUCAACAUACAAUGGGCGAGGAUUGGCCCAAAAUUGCUCACAUUCCUCGAAUUAGAGUUGAUUAUAGGGAUGUACAAUGGACUGAAGAUUAGGUGAACUCCCAUGAUCUAUUUGACAUUCCUGUGGCUCUCCGCAAAGAUUUGGACGCGCACUCAAUUAAUCCUUUGUCAAUCUCUUUCAUUUUCAGGGAUUAAAGCCAUGGCCGUUGAUAUUGUACUUUUCUUUUUCCUUGAAUCGGUGUUGUUCUUUAUGAUUUGCUUGCGUUUGUAUUACAAAUUUCUCUAUGGAGAAAGUACCUUAUUUGUAUUGUAUAAAACUUACCGGAGCAUUAUCUAUAUUUGAACUUCCUUAGAACAAUUUUUUGUCCUUCAUUCAUGGAUAGUGUAUGAAAUCACGAUGCAUCUCCAUACCUU
Molecule: messenger RNA, 3503 nt
Organism: Eucalyptus grandis
Lineage: Eukaryota; Viridiplantae; Streptophyta; Magnoliopsida; Myrtales; Myrtaceae
Product: putative disease resistance protein RGA3
Exons: 2
Coding region: 1078-2235 (385 amino acids)
Biological process (GO): defense response to other organism
Molecular function (GO): ADP binding
Source: RefSeq, a predicted model, not a curated record